GCCAGAACGAGCCAGCCACACACACCCACAAACAAGCAACAACCACAAACACAACGCCAGGUGUCUGGUCCUUUCCGCAACCAAGCAGGCAUCUUCCCGCCUCUCGGAAUCGUGUCCUUGGCGUCAUCUCCGCUGCCGGCCAUCUGUCUGGUGGGUUGUGUUGUGUUGUGUGAAGUCUCGCAGCCCCCAAAGCAGCCCUUGAAGACGAGCUGCCAAUUGGAGCUUAGUUACGUUCUGACAACGGCCAGCUGCUGUGUUGCUGGCAAGUUUCCGCGACCAAAAGGCCAAGGCCAACCAACCAGCCACCGGCAAUCCAGAGCAGCAGCCCAUCCGAUCUACACAUCCACCCACCCACCAGCGCGACAUCAGCCGAACACUCACGCAAGGGACUAAUCCAGGGAGGGGCAGCCUCGCCAACGUGAAUAGAGUGAGCCAUGAGCUCUCCCCAACGGGCACCGCCCUCCCCGCUGCAGGACGGCGAGCACAUGCCGUACCGGCGCGGGCAAGACAUCAGCGAAUCAGAGCUGGAGGACCAGAACCCCAACAUCAGCCUGCCCGUGGACUUUGAGCACUUUUUGCAUGUGGGUGCGCAGAACCUGGGCGACGUGAAUGUGCUCUGCCGCGAUCAGCAGAAGGCGUUUGAGGAGGUGGUGGCCAGGCGCACGCGCCGCCUCCCACAGCCGCCACAGUCGCCAAUGAUCGACGACAAGCGCACCAACAAACCCACGCCCCGGAUGCCGGCAACGGCGCCCGCAACGCCGCGCGCCAUGUCGCGGCAGUCCUCAUCAUCGUCGCAGCAGAGCGGCCGCAGUGCCCCGCGCACGCCGUCCAGCCGCCUCCUCCGCACCAUCCUGCGCAGCGACACCCCAUCAAAGCGGCGCGGCAAAGAGGACACGCGACAGCACGUGCAGGAGGCCAUUGAGAGCAUUGAGCAGGGCCGUCUGCAGCGGCUGAGCGAGCUCCUCGAAUCAGACAGUGUCGACGCCAACGCGUGCGAUGCUGACGGCCACACGCUGCUUGACCUUGCGGUCAUGCUCAACCAGAUUGGCUGCGUCAAGCUGCUGCAGCUGUACGGCGGUGUCGAAACAGAAGCAUAUGUGGAUCCAAAAGUGCGGGAGCGCCGCUUGGAGGUGCUGCUGCGUGCAAAGCAGAUUGCGCUGGGGAAAAUCCUGGACGACAUCAAGGCCGGCGCAAGAAAUCUGUACCAGGAGCACGAGGAGAGUCGGGUCAUCUGCGAGCGGUCUGUGUCGCUGUAUCGCAAGUGGCACAAGGUAUACCGCAGUGCCGGCAAGCCCGCCGCACCACGCAACGUGCGCCUCUCUACCAGUGCUCCUGACGCAAUCACUGUCCACAUUUCCGACGUCCUUGACCAUGGCGGCGCAGUCGUCACCCGAUACAAAGUGCUGUGGAGCAACUCCCCCUCCUUUGAGGACGCGGAACACAUCUUCAUUCCAGCCGUUGUCUCCGAUUUCACACUCACACAACUCCCACAGGGCAAACCGUGCUUUGUGCGCGUCGCCAGCUGUAACAUGACCGGGGUGGGCCCUGCUGUGCAGUCGACGCCGCCGUUCCUGGUGCCGUCGUCGUGGCGAGAGGUCGACAAUACGCCCUCACGCAUCGAGCCGCUGCACAGGGAGCUUGCAAGCAUCGAGGAGCAAUUGGCUGGCGAGGGCCUUCUCUUGGACACGCUGCCGCUGCCAAAGAAGAACCAGAAGUUUGGCCAUUCACUCAAGUUGACAAAACCAACAAAGCGCGGGCUGUAUUUUGCUGCGUGUGUGUUUGACCGCAACGACCGCAAUUCGGUGCUGGCGCACGGGUCCACUCUCCCGUGUGUCCUCGUUGACGAGCACAUUGGCACACAGGACGUCGCAGCCAUCGUGCAGUUCCUGCAGAUGCUGUCGUUCUCGUGGCGCUUCUCGCGCUUCAUGUCGCUCCUCAGCGGGGACGUGCACUCGCUCCACACCCGCCGCCGCGCCGCCGAGGCCGUGGCCGCCAUCCAGCACGCGGUCGGUGCCGUCAAUCUCGGUGUUGUGUACUUCCAGCCGCUCGUGGAGGAGUGUGGCGCCACCACCAUCGUCGCAUGCAGCGGUGUCGCCCGCGCUGAUGUCAAGACAAACCUCACGUGGACCUCGUCAUCCGCGCUCAAGGACAACAGCAACCUGCUUGGUGCCCUGUCGUCCAUGGUUGAGUAUGGCCGCGGGUGUCUGGAUCCACUGCAGCCCGGCCUCUACCUUGCAUCUGUGUUUCCCCACAGCACCGUCAACGGCCUGCGCAUCUCCACGCGCAAGAGCAGUCCAAACCUUCCCCCGUGCCACAGGCUGCGUGCACACAACCACGUCUCCAAGGACGAGUGGACGUUUUUGCGAAAGGCGGAGACCAACGGCACCACAACACAUGAUCGCUCGGGCACAGCAACACACGGGAGCGAGCUUGCCCAGCGCAUUCUGGAGACCGGACCAAAGCUCCUGCAGGAGUCGAGGGUGGACGAGACAUCCGCUCUCAAGUAUCGGCUGUACACGCCCGAAGUGAUUGAGUUGAACGCGUCGACAUCGCUGCUGGUAGUCGUGCCGGACGAGGACUACUCACUAGACACAAAGGCGGUGGCCGUCGCCGAAUCAAGACAGCACAUCACCCUCGCAGCAAAGUCGCUUGAGCUGCUGAUGUGGCAGCGGUUCCAGCCCGUGCUGACUCAGCAGUAUGCGCGGCUGUGGCUCUCCGCCAGCAGCCAGGUGAUUGCUUUGCAGUUUGCGCUGCGAAAGGCGUUGGGCCCGCAAGCGAAAGAGAUUGACGGCAUCCUCUCCGUCGCACAACGCGCCCUCGAGCGACUGGACAAUGCCUGGCACAAGGCGCGCUUCUUCUCCGAUGUCGUCCGCUGGUGCAAGGACUCCGCAAAGACGCAGUCAUUCGUCACGCUCGGGGAUUUGAAGAAGCGGGUGCGGGUGCGACCAGAAGCACCAGAACGACGGCCAUCCACGACGGAGAAGAAAUCGAAGAGAAACAGCUCUCUCCGCCUCGCCACAGACACUCAGGGCAAAGGCCUGUUGACGGUCUUUGCGCAGUCGCGAGACGAUGAGACUGCCCUUGUUCGCCACAAGGUGUACGUCCCCCACACCACCGCCGCCUCCCGCGUCACCAAGACCCUCAUCGAGGAGAUGCAGCUUCCAGCAGACAACAGCGAUGCAUACGCUCUGUUCCUUGUCUCAGCGAGUGGCGAGAAGAAGCGUGUGCCAGACGGGUGCCGGCCACUGCUGAUGCAGAGCCAGUGGGAAGACGAAGACUCGAAACUCGUCCUCAUCACACGCUGAUCCCAUUUCAUGUCCUUCCCCGGCUUGCCCAUGCACAUCUGCAUGUACUCGUGUGCAAUGCUGUGCACAUUUCUCUGCAUGCCUUGUUCAGUUUGAAUCCCCUCUUCUUACCUUUCCCCUCUUCUGUCUGCCUUGCUGUGCCGCAUUUUUUUGACCAGCGUACUUGCUUGCCCCUGACGCAAUACUUGUUCAUCAUAUUGUUCCUUUUACUUGCGUUACAGACUAUUUGAAGCUUUGUUCCCCCGUUUUCACGUGCAUGCACAUGCCAGUAUGUGCGUUGCUGGCGUGUCCCUGCUGGCUGUUUUCAUAGAAAUACAGUAGUUGCCAAACGACGAACGUUCGCC
Molecule: messenger RNA, 3649 nt
Organism: Salpingoeca rosetta
Lineage: Eukaryota; Choanoflagellata; Craspedida; Salpingoecidae
Exons: 23
Coding region: 435-3305 (956 amino acids)
Biological process (GO): signal transduction
Molecular function (GO): protein binding
Source: RefSeq, a predicted model, not a curated record